This is a messenger RNA of Acanthochromis polyacanthus (spiny chromis), 4720 nucleotides long. RefSeq names its product RAB5B, member RAS oncogene family (gene rab5b). Lineage: Eukaryota; Metazoa; Chordata; Actinopteri; Pomacentridae. The transcript has 6 exons. The record is from RefSeq and is a predicted model, not a curated record. The coding region runs from base 264 to 914 and encodes 216 amino acids. Gene Ontology annotation, molecular function: GTPase activity; GTP binding.
GGCACUCAGUGCGCCUGCGCGGCUUUACAGGAAGUGUUAACAUUUUGUUGAACCAGCUGAUAGCCAAAUUGUCAACAGUUAAACCUGCGGUAACUGUGCCGCUGAAACGACGGUAUUUACGACAGAACCAGGAGAGGUCAAGGCAUCAUCAGUGAGACUCGGCCACAGUCAGGUUUUUGAGGCUGCACAGAGGUGACCGAUAAUCCCAGAAGCAGCUGUCUUGGCUCCAGGGAGGAGGCCCAGCCGCCCUGCUGUCGGUCGGUAUGAGCUCCAGAGGGGGCGGCGGCCGCUCCAACGGCACAUUACCACAAACCAAGAUCUGCCAGUUCAAGCUGGUGCUGCUGGGCGACAUGGCCGUGGGCAAGUCCAGCCUGGUGCUGCGAUUCGUCAAAGGACAGUUUGAUGAGUUCCAGGAGACGACCAUCGGAGCUGCCUUCCUGGCUCAGUCAGUGUGUCUAGAUGACACCACAGUGAAGUUUGAGAUCUGGGACACUGCAGGACAGGAGCGAUACCACAGCCUGGCUCCGAUGUACUACCGAGGAGCUCAGGCCGCCAUUGUCGUCUUUGACAUCACUAAACCGGAGACGUUUGAGAGAGCCAAGGCCUGGGUGAAGGAGCUGCAGAGGCAGGCCAGUCCUAACAUUGUUAUCGCCCUGGCUGGAAACAAGGCCGACCUGGCAGAGAAGAGGCUGGUAGAGUACGAGGAAGCCCAGACGUACGCUGAAGACACCGGCCUGCUCUUCAUGGAGACAUCUGCCAAGACAGCCAUGAACGUCAAUGAGCUCUUCCUGGCCAUUGCAAAAAAGAUGCCAAAAACAGACACCCAGAACCCGACACAUGCAGCGCGACAUCGGGGCGUGAACCUCCAGGACCCCGACGCCCACUCGACCCGAGCCUGCUGCGGUGGGAACUAGACGUCCACGAUCCCCACCUGUACUCCACCAUCCACACCACCACAGCCCUUCAAUCAUCUCGUCUCCUUCAACCAACGAACGGGGGGUGAGCCUGAUGCAGCCCCUCUGCCCUGCAUUCAUCCUCCUGUCUGAGCAGACGGAAAAUACAGAGGAGAGAAUCUCGAGAAAGAAAGAGAUGGAGGCACGAUGUUUCACACCCGUGUCUGCUGACAACAACUCAGAUCCUGCAUGUGGAGGUAAAGUGAAGACUGAGAUUUGAGAGGAGGAUUAUACAGAAUGUGGAAGACAGUGUUGUAGUAUUUAGCACUAAUUGUGAAAUUUCUUUGGUUUUCACUCUGCCUUGCAUCAUUUCAGCCCUGAUUGCGUAAAAAGGCACAAACUGAGCAGCACAUGCCAGUGAGAGUCCGGAAAAGCCAAUCACUUAGGCUGCUUCCUUCUCCUGCUUGCUUUGCCUCCUCGUAGCUCCAAAUCGAUCAAAUCCUGCUGUGAAUAACGCCACUUGUUGAACCCCCGGAAUGAUUUGAAACCCCUAUUUUUCCUGCCUGACCAGAUACGACCCACCAUGGCACAGUCUAUCCAGCAAACUCCAAUAUCUAUCGCCCACUUUUUGAAUUUCUCUUGACGCUGGCUGUGAUGCUUCUUUAGUUCAGAUAGAAACUCCAACUUGAUAUUUGAAGCAAAUGUUUAAACUGGUUUUACGUUGUUUUCAUUGAUAAAUUUGGCCUGAUGAAAGUGUGUGAGUGUUAAAACAGGAGGCAACAAUAUAGGCGUGAUUUGGGGUGUGUGAUUAUAAUACGAAUUGUGAUCAAAAAGUUCACACUGCACGAAUAAAAAUACAAGAACCAUACCUGAUUUAAAUUUAGACACCGCCAUUGCUGUAGUAGUGUUCUUGUGCAGUGAUGCUCUGCUCCCAGUGCUCCUGCAAUAAGUGUGAGGCUCCCUGAAAGUUCUGUUUUGUAAAUAUGUGAAGCACCACAGAUAGAAAGUCAAAGUCAGUUUGUGAAGUAAACAUUUAAACUAGUUUUACCUUCUUUCUCAUUGAUUAAAUUGACCCGACAGAUUUUCAUGAAAGUUUGAGGUGCUGUGUGUGAGUGCUACAAAGGACGCAACACUAUACACUUGAUAUAGCGUGAGUGUGACCAAACAGUUGGGAGAAUGGAUUUAAAUUUGGCUGCCAUCCCCAUCAAAAUAGUGUUCUUCUGCAGUGAUACUCUGCUCCUAGUACUCCUGCAAUGCUUGUCAACACUCCCUGGAAGUCCUGUUCUAAUAGCAAGUCGAGCACCAUCUGCAGUGAGCACUGAAUGUCAAAACGCAAUUUGAAUUUCAUUUCAGUAGAGAUGAAGAAGUCGCAGGGAGUUAAAUCUGGUGAGUAGGGCGGAUGGAGUGCAAUGAUUGUGAGGUUGUGGUCAAAAAACUCCAUGAUCGUGCCACAGUUUAGGUUGUUGGUGGCGAAUGUUGCCUCAGGAUGUUCCAGUAGAACUCUGUGUCGACAGUCUAGUUUUUGGGGGACAAAUUCACUGUGUAAAACCAUGCAAAUAUUGGAAAAAAAAAGCACGUAAUUCUGUCUUGUUCUAACUUAGAAACUGCAGCUCUUCCGCUGUGAAAACUGCUGUUUCUUCUCUUGAUGGUAACUGCAGACCCGCCUCUAGUCACAAUAAUGAUCCUCCACUUAAAGGUUGGAUAAUGUCGGUUACUAAAUGAGAUCUUUGCUCUGUGUGAAAGUUUAACUCCAUGGUGAAAUCAGUACACCUGUAACAUAGAUGUAAACAAUGUAACUCAGUCUCCUAACUCAUGCUCUUAGAACAGUAUUGGAACUUUUCGAUCACACCUCGUAUUGCCAUGUAUGAAACCAUUGUAGUUCAUUUCAUAUCUGUAGCAGAGAACACGUCCCUUAAACCCAAAGAGAGCAUUCACUAUGUCCCCCUUUGGAGUAUAUAUCUUUUUCUGAUGGCAAAAGUUAGUGAUGUUGUUGAUUUAAUGCUGGAGCUGUAGGUGAAUAUGUUGGAGGUGAGUGUGGAGGAACUUGAUGUUAAAACUGCAUCGCCCAGUUUUUAUACAGCUGCCUUUAUCUGGGUCCAGCCGUCGUAAAGGAAUUAUCUCUUCGUGUCUCUACAUUAUCUCACCUGCUCUUUGCCCAACAUUUAAACCAGUUCAGUCUGUUUACUAGCUGAAAAGCCUUUCAAGGACCAGUUGUAAUUCAGUUUCCCACCUGCCAGAAAAUGAUCACUGUGAUUAAAAUGUCAUUAGCCUUCUGAAUUCAGAACCAGUUUCUGGGCAUUUUUGUUCCUGUUUUAGUUUUAGUUCACUGUGGUUUUAUUUUUUACCGCAAUAUAAAGUCCUGCACCUCUAUGGAAUCAAUUCGAUUAUGUAUUUUGCAAAAAUUUGAAAAAACCCCCAACUGGAAUUCAAUGUACAUCAUUUUUCAAAGUGUCCACAGGUGUUACUAACACUGGAAAAAAAUAGUUGCUCCAUAUAAUACAGAUGUUUAAUUAGUUUUUCAUUCUUACAACCACUACCUUUUCUACUUCUACUGCACAUCAGCUCUACAAAGUAGUUUCACCGUUUGUAGAACAUGCUUUGUGUUAGUGUCCUUAGCUCAGAAUUUUUUUAUUUUAUUUUUUACAGAAUGUGGUAUAAAGUUGUUUUUUUUUAGCCAAUCUGAAAAAGAGACGUGAAGAUAAGAGAGAUUCCCCGAUUUUUAUGCUUACAUUUUGUUAAAUUUCCCGACAGAAGUGCACAUCAAACAUGAUUAGUUAAAGCGAUGCCGAGAAGAAAGUUAAAAAUCUGAAUAUUCAGUUUGUUUUCACAGUUUCUGAUGUAGUUCUUGCAAUUAAAAAAAAAAAAAAAAGAAAACAUGUCUUUCAAAGAUUCAGGUUGGUUCUAGGGGUCAGAGGAUUAAUGCAUUAAAAUAACUGGACUUCAUUAAUGAGCGUUUUGUUUUAAAGCUCAUAGGGUAUUAGCAAAACAGCUGAUUCCUUUAUUUUAUGUACAGAACCCAUUUUCCAUACACGUUAGUUACAGUCUAGUUUUCAAAUAUGAAACCAAACACAGAGUAUUAACGUCAGAAGCAAUCAUUUGUCAUAACUCUAAACGUUCAUUUCUUGGGUCAAAAUAAUUCAGUUAAAAGAAAGUUCCUAAUCACAAACCUUUGCUAUCACCAGGAACAUUAAUGUUGCACAUUACGACAGUCUGACCCGAUAAAAGCAGCUGUAAAUAGUGAAGUAAGUUUUGGCUCGACGCGGUUUGAUUGAUGAACAAGGUCAGAAUGAAAAGAAGCAAACAUGAGGUUUGUGAUAAACUCGGCUCCCAGUAGAAUCCCAUCGUGUGUUUAACGUCUCCUCCAUCUGUCCUGAGGUCGAGUCGUCGGUGAAAUUAGAUGAUUUUACGGAUUUGUGUGCUCUUAAAACAGAGUUGUGUGUGUGUGUGUGUGCUUGGUGGCUGAAGAAAAUGAGUUUAAAAUUAAUGAAAACACAAAAAAGUCAUGAAAAAAACAGAAGUGCCUACUCCCAGUUUUCUCUCUGUGAAUCUUGUUCGGGGCUUUCUUUAAAGUGUGUGCUUCAAAAUGCAGGAACACCUUCUCCCUGACAUCGGCUUGUACCAUAAACCCAAUAACUCCCGUCGUUAGGCUAAACUGUAUCGGCUCUUUGUAUGGAUGUAAAGAGAUCUUGUCGAAUACACUGUAUGUUACAUAUUGUCUUAAUUUUAAUGAAAGUGUACGUUGAUUUUAGCAGAGCACACUUGUAAACCUGGAAUGGAUCGUUUAACGGACUCUAAUCAAUGUUAUAAAUCUGUUUGAUUUCAACAAA